AGACUACUCCGAACGCUUCAUCUCAUAUCCAGCGAAUCAUGAUCACAGGACGUCCAAAUCCAUCGGUAGUAUUUGUAACCCUUCGUUCCUCUCAACUGGCGCACGUCCUCAAGACACUCCCUCGCCUCUCCUCCCUGCAGGUCCACUCGAUGUUGUUCACUUGGUUAGACGAACCAAUUCUGGAACUCACAGGUCGAUUUCAGCUCCGAUUCUUGGAACUCCAAGAUAUGCUGGUAGAGGUUCCUCAGUCCGAGGAUGGUGGACAUGGAAUCGACGGCCCUCUUCUUGGGAUCCGUGCUUUUCUACGGAUGUUCUCUAGUAUAUCUGUGAUGCAAUUAGGCGAUAUCGCAUUCUACGGGUCAGUAGAUUCUCGUCACCCUUCGUUUCCUAUCGAAGCACUGGGGACAGACGAUUAUACACCACCCUCUGUCCAGGAGUUGAAUCUCUGUGAUGGAUUCCCAACGUCUGGUUGGGCCUCUCUGAUAUCGAGCUGCAUUAUUUUCGCGCCCUCAGCCUCCCUCUUAUUCACGGACCAGAUGGGUCCCUCAGUCUUGCAGAACAUUUGCGAGGGACAAGCACUGUCCAUCGUCCACCUUCAAUUGACGCUUGGAAAGGGGAUCAGCGAGCCUGUCAGUCUUGCAGGCUUCAACAAUCUUAAGACCCUGAUAAUCAGAAUGAACUUACUGUUCAGUACCUAUGGUCCAGAAGAAGGCUGGCAAUUUUUGUACGAUGUCUUGGCAGUGAUACCUCCGUCCGUUGUCACUUUAGCUCUUCAUCUACGGCUACCUGCACCCGAGCGACUUCCGUUCCCUGAUCCUUUAAAAUUCGCUGAUCUCGACCUGGUGCAUUCCCAGCUUUGGACCCUGCACAAAGGUGCACUACGGUCCGUUGAUAUUCGUCUUGAUACCUUGAAUAUGGAUCGUGCGGACGGUGGAACGUCGUCGUUGGUGCGAAAGGCCUUAAUGGAGCGCCAUUUAGGCUCGUUGAAACAGGAAGGUUUGCGCGUCACGAUUGUCGUACCCUGAUUGAUACCCACAACACUGCAAUCAUCUCUGUGAUCUCUGCUAUAAAGAUUACUGGUCUAGACUGUACUCUUACCUCCGGUUCCGCCGUUCGUCUUCACCUUCUCUGUACAAUAUACUAGAAGCAGAUUUCGCCAAAGUUAUUUUGUGAUGGUCUCGCUGACCACAGUUACUUACUCGCAAGCGAUAUCUAGAACUUGGAAGGUCCCAGAAAACUUGGACAUACGUCAUGUAAAUUCUGCGCAAUGGAAUCGUAGCAGUUUCCUUCGACUCCGCAGUUAGCGUUCAACUACUAUCAAUCUGCUAUCAAUGGCAGAAUUGGCAUGAUCACCUGCGUGAUCAACGUUGCUAAUGGCGGCGUAUAUAUACUAAUCUGGCAGUCCCACUUAUCAUUUAAGCGGGCUUUCACCU
Molecule: messenger RNA, 1433 nt
Organism: Somion occarium
Lineage: Eukaryota; Fungi; Basidiomycota; Agaricomycetes; Polyporales; Cerrenaceae
Source: the annotation of a GenBank genome assembly